Molecule: messenger RNA, 1383 nt
Organism: Vespula vulgaris
Lineage: Eukaryota; Metazoa; Arthropoda; Insecta; Hymenoptera; Vespidae
Product: coiled-coil domain-containing protein 130 homolog
Exons: 5
Coding region: 322-1245 (307 amino acids)
Biological process (GO): mRNA splicing, via spliceosome
Cellular component (GO): U2-type spliceosomal complex; post-mRNA release spliceosomal complex
Source: RefSeq, a predicted model, not a curated record
UGAAACUCUUCAUACAAUGUGCAUGAUACGACCAAUCAUCAAUAAUAUGUUCAUUUAUUGUGAUUCUGUCCAAUUCUAUCUUGAUUCUAUUUUCAAAAUGUCUUUUGUGUCAAAUUUUAAUUUACAAAUGAAAUCAUAACCUUAUUCACUUCGUCGAAUUAGUUAUCGUAUCUAUUCUUUGUUUACUCAAAAAUUUAUCAUAUAAAAUCUAAAUAAAAAAAAUAUUAGGAGGACAUAAUAAACUGACAUCUGCCAAAAGUUUUAUUACAAUAACUUAUAAAUUUUAAUUAAAUAGCUAAAAUAUAUUAUUAAUUCAGCACAAUGGGUGAGAGAAAAGGAACAAAUUUAUACUAUCCACCUGAUUACGAUCCACGCGUUGGUGGACUUAAUAAAUUUCUUGGAACACAUGCAUUACGUGAAAGAGCACGGAAACUUCAUAUGGGUAUCCUUAUUAUUCGAUUUGAAAUGCCAUAUAAUAUAUGGUGUAAUGGUUGUGGAAAUCACAUUGGAAUGGGUGUACGAUAUAAUGCAGAAAAGAAAAAAAUCGGAAUGUAUUAUAGUACUCCGCUUUAUCAGUUUCGUAUGAAAUGUCAUCUUUGCAACAAUCAUUUUGAAAUAAAAACUGAUCCUGCUAAUUUAGAUUAUGUUAUUGUAAGUGGUGCUCGACGCCAAGAAAAUCGAUGGGAUCCUAAAGAAAAUGAGCAGAUCGUACCAGAAACAAAGGAAGUUUCUCAUCGAUUAUAUGAUGACGCAAUGUAUAAAUUAGAACAUAAAGUUGAGGACAAAAAGGUAGCCAAAUCACGAGAUAAAGUAUUAGAAAGCGCUAUUUCUUUAAACGAUGCCACAUGGAAGGAUGAUUAUAGUUCAAAUUGUGCAUUAAGAUCUGCAUUUCGGGCUAAAAAGAAAGAACUUAAAAAAAAACAAGGAUUAAACCAAUUAUUAUUGAAUAAAUCUGGAUUGAAAAUAGAUUUAGUGGAGGAACAUGAAGAUGAUAUUAAAACAGCUAAAUUACUUGUACAUAAUACAAAAAAAGGUACAGUUGAUACAACACCUUUAAAAAAAUUAGUUUCUAUUGUACGUUCGAAAAAUAAAACGAAAAAUAUGUCGCUAUCUUCGCUAAAAAAAAAAGCUAAUACAAGUAAACAUUUGUUACCAAAGGUAGAUAUAGCAACAUCAUCAAAAAGUGCUAAUAUCUCUACUUCCUUAGUCAAUUACGAUGGUUCAUCUACUGACACUGAAGCAUAAUGUACGUUUUCAAGCUUUGAAUUAUACAUAAUGUAAAUAUGUAAUUAAUAUUAAUUGUAAACUUUUGAGGUGUUUUAUUAUUUAAUGUAUAAUAUUUGUAUAUAAUAUUUAAAAUAAAGAAUUCUAAUAAAUAAUGAA